Dermacentor albipictus is the source of this 3669-nucleotide messenger RNA. It is a transcript of the gene Loxl2, whose product is annotated as Lysyl oxidase-like 2. Gene Ontology annotation, molecular function: protein-lysine 6-oxidase activity; copper ion binding. Gene Ontology annotation, cellular component: membrane. Gene Ontology annotation, biological process: peptidyl-lysine oxidation. The record is from RefSeq and is a predicted model, not a curated record. Lineage: Eukaryota; Metazoa; Arthropoda; Arachnida; Ixodida; Ixodidae.
GAAAAUGUAUUAGUGAAAUUCUCGCUUAGAUGUCGCGCAGCAAAUACAUCUCCUUUCCUGCACGAUGGGCUACCCACCACCGUAGACUUGUCGACUGCGUUCAGGUUUUCCUGUUAAUAAUACCACCGCGGGCGUGCAUUUCGCCUCUAGCUAGCAGAGGCGUCAAACGUUAUGCACUACACACAGUCCUUCUUGUUGCUACACUCCCAAAGCAACGAACGCUCUGCCCGCCGCUAAACUUAACACUUUUGAGCGCUGUGCUUGUAGAGAAAGCCAGCGCAGUUACAAAAUAGUCCGCUGUGAUCGCUCGAUAAACUCACGGGUCGCGAUCGCCCAAUCGCGACAUGUCAUAUGGGUUGCCCGUUCGGCUUACGUAGUGUGACGCCACUAGCGGCUUUUUUGUUUAGUAGUUUCGUCUGCGUCCGGGGCCACCGCCAGUACAGUACUUGACAUCAAAGACCCGGUUGUCGCUCGUGCAGCACGUCUCAGGGCGGCUGUCAUCGAGCGGGAGACCCCGCACCCACGAGGAUCACCGCUUGCAAAACAUGAGUGGCCGAAACGCACGUGGCUCUGUGCCCCCCCUCACUUGCCCGUUGCGGCUCGCAUCGCAAUGAUGUCGUCACGGCGCACACUGGCCGGAUCGAGAGACGCCUCAGCCGCCGUUUGACGCCACCCGUCUGGGCCCGAGACACAAGACAGCUGCGUCCGGCCACCGCGGCGCCUGGGACUGUCUCCCCUACGCUUGCCCGUCCUUCUCCUCCUCUCCGGAGCAGAGUACGGGACCGCAGUCUGAGCGGCGGACCAUCCCGAGGCAGGAAGCACACACGCACGGGGUCUGGGAACGCAGCGGCUUCUGCUGCGGCUCUUGCGGGAUCCACCGACCAACCAUGGCUGAUCACGGCGUUGACACGAGGCAGCACCGCCUUACGGCAGCGCUGAGAGUGUCGUUACUGGCCGGCGUCGUGAUGAGCCUGGUGCCAGCGGCGAGCGGCGAGGACGAGGGCAGCCUGCGGCUGGUCAUCGGCGCUCGCGUGACGACGCACGAGGGCCGCGGCAACGUCGAGAUCUUCCACGCCGAUCGGUGGGGCACCGUGUGCGACGACGAGUGGGACACCCGCGAGGCGCAGGUCGUCUGCCGCAUGUUGGGACACGAGAAUGCCUCGGCGCGCGUCACUGUCAACGCACACUUUGGAAAAGCGCUCAGACCUAUCCUGAUGGACAACAUAUACUGCACGGGUGAGGAGCGCCACAUUGAGGAGUGCCCCUUCGACGGGUGGGGUGUGCACGACUGCGGCCGGGACGAGGCAGCGGGAGUGGAGUGCCAGCUCCCGCCCCAGCCGACAACCCCUGGUCCGCCAUCGCCUGCAAUCUUCAAGAAGAAGAUAAGAAGCCGCAGCCGGGGCAGCGUGAAGUUGCGGCUAGUCGGCGGCAGGACCCGCAACGAGGGCCACGUCGAAGUGUACAUACCCAAGCGUGGAUGGGGCACCGUAUGCGGGGACGGCUGGGGCCUGCUCGAAGCGGCGACAGUCUGCCGACAGCUGGGACUCGGUUACGCCGACGCAGCCGUACAGGGAGACCCCUUUGGUGGCGGGAACCAGACCAUGAUGCUCAGCGGUGUGAUGUGCACGGGUUUGGAGAAGAACCUUGCCGACUGCCUACACGAUCAGCUGGGCGUAGGCGCCGUCACUUGUCCAGGAGUAGGGGACAAUGUCGCCGGCGUCGUCUGCGUGCGGGACCAAGCGGACCUGGUGAUUGAUGAACACGAGUUGGAGCGGUCGGCGUAUCUGGAGGACCGGCAGCUGCUGUACCUGCAGUGCGCCAUGGAGGAGCACUGCGUCUCCACUUCCGCCUAUGCGCUCAAGGCAGACCCCGGUUGGUUGUACGAGAGUCGGCGCCUGCUUCGCUUCACGGCACGCGUGGCAAACGUGGGCAACGCCGAGUUCAUGCCGUUCCUGCCGAAGCACGCCUGGGUCUGGCACUCCUGCCACAUGCAUUACCACUCAAUGGAAGUGUUCGCUCACUACGACGUGCUGGACGCGGCCGGACAGCGCGUGGCCGAGGGCCACAAGGCAAGCUUCUGCCUCGAGGACAACGUGUGCCAGCCCGGAGUGGACAAGCGCUACAACUGCGCAAACUACGGCGACCAGGGAAUCUCUGUCGGCUGCACCGACACCUACGCGCACAAUAUCGACUGCCAGUGGGUCGACAUGACCGACGUGCCACACGGACACUACACUCUCAGGGUGUCCAUCAACCCGGAAUACAAGCUGGCUGAAAUGAGCUACGAUAACAACGCUGCUGUAUGCGACCUCAUCUACACGCAGACCUAUGCUGCAGUCACGAACUGCACUCUGGGAAGGCCAUGAAAUCACAGCGACCACGAGAAGGAUCCUCGCCCCAAGGGGACGCGCAUCUCAAGGAGCAUCGAGAUAAACUGGAAACCCCAAUGUGCCUGUUCGGAUUCCGCCCACUUACCGCAUACGAUCUAUGCACCAGUCAUUGGUUGGUGCUGUACUCAAGGUCUAAGUCUCAGAAGCGGCGUUUGCGACAAUCAAGAAAUAAGGACAAGUCGCGCCUGUGUGAUUUUUUUUCUUUCGGUAAAAAAAAAAAAACAAAGUUGCGCCGGCAUCAGUCGCAGGUUCGACACGACAGCAUCCUUGUAACGAUGAAUGGGCUCGAGAGACCGUCUCACGUUCUGCUUGACUACCUUAGGGGACCCGAAAUCAAAGUGAGCUGCAAGCACGCUCAGAGAAAAGGGCUCGAAUGCUAUAGUAUACACGUAAGUGUUCUACGAUGUUGGGUGGCUCUCAUAGUUACGUUCCUAAGCCUGCAUGCAACUCACGCAACACUAGUGACCUGCAUGGUGACAUCGGGUGACGUGGUCAGAACCCCGUGAAUCGAAGUUCACAAAGACAUUUGCUGUUGUCAUGCCCAUUGCGUCGAUAUAAUCCCGACAGCCGCGAUGCGAUGCUGCCGACAAAUACUGAGUAAAAUAAAAUGAGCGUCACAAGGUGACCGAUAGUGCUUGGCUGAACCUUGGGUAUCGAAGGGGACCUGGACGUCUAAUAAACGCGGAAAGAUUAUGAGAUCGCUGUAGGCUUGCGGAGACGCCAUGAUAUUAGGAACAACCGCCUAGCCCCCCUGCAGGCCAACUUGAAAGCAAAAUAGGUUCAAUACUCAGUUUCGGCAGCAGCUCAUCACAACGCCCAAUACAUAUUAGCGCUCUCUGUGACAGCACCUCUGGUGGCGCCGGUGUGUCUUUAGCGGAAUAGUGUGGACAGCUUUUCAAGGAUCUAGGCUUUGCGAUUGCCCAAUCCACCCUCCCCCUGGUCUCUCGAGAUUCUCUGUGCUAAGUUAAAAUUGAAAUGACAUUUAAUUACGUGAACCCGUUUCAAGGGUCGCGUUCAAGUGCGGCUGGAAAUUGUCUGAGUGAGGUUAUUUAUAAUAAGUUUUGAUUCGCAUCUCUUUGACAAAAAUAAACAUCCACAUACGCCGCACCAGCAGUAGGCGAACAGAUGCCCGCCUUAGCAACACCGCCACCGAAGACGAGCAACUGGAAGCUGAUAUGCUGAGUGGACGCUGCAUGCCACCUGCUGGUGCAGUAUAUGCACUGCCAAAUGAACUUGAGUGCUUCCUAAUGUACGCUAACAGAAAUAAAUAAUAAAUGUA